ACAGAUAUUGAUAAGCCGUGGUACGAAACGUACGCGAGUAUUUUUACAAGCGAUUUUCACGUCUUAAUGCAAUCAUAGAAAUGUACAAGGACUGCUUGUUUUCUCUCUUUUGUAAAUAUGUCGUGUUUAAACACGACCAGAGAAUGUUUAUUAUCAUUUUCAUAUAACUGAAAUAGCGAGAAAAUAACGGGACAUUGACUCCAGUGUUGUUCAUAGCCUGAGCGCGAAAUUGAAUCUAGUAUAUUUAGGUGGACACUGAUUGCAGAAACUAUCCGUAGCUGGAUUACGUGAUUUAAACAAACGGACAAUUAAGGAACGAUACCAAUAUGGAAAAGAAAAGAGAGCUUCAGGAUUUCAAGAUCAUCCCUGCGACAGAAGCCGUGUACAUGAUCAUUAGAUUCCGUGAUGAUUUGGUAACGAAAAUCAGAAAUGCCCUGACCCUGUCAAAAAGAGGAGUGGAAAAUUACCACGGCAAAAUCAUCGGAAUAUCCGGGGAGGUCCAUGUAUACGAGGAGGAUCUAACGAAAUGGCCAUCAAAUCGCCGGAUCUUGGUCAUCUACUUCAAAAAUCGGGACAAUGCUGUCAGAUGGCUGAACAGUGACAGAUAUUUUAAGAAUGACGACUUCCCCAGUCCCUCGGACACGUUACAGAUGUUCCUCAUCCCAGUACACUAUACGGCAGACAAAGAAAACUACACAUUUCACCUGCAAGAAUUUGGAAAUUGGAGGGACUGGGACAAACUGAACAGCGGCUACGUGCAGCAUGCUGCUAAGUGUAUGGACACCUUUAAGGUCCAGCACGGCGCGGCCUUUACCAACGAGUCUGAAGGCCUCCGGUGCAGUUUCGUCAGGAAAGGCAACCUCGUAGUCCUGCACAGGUUCCAAUCACAAGACCAUUUUGAAAACUUCUAUUAUUCCAAGGCCUACGAAACUCUGAAACAGUUCAGGAGAACCCAAUGUGAAUGUAAUUCUACUGUUUUCACCAUCAACCCCGACCUCAGGAAUCCGUGAACUAUGGCGGCUGCAAUGACGUCACAGCAAUAUGUGUAUUUACCCAUCAUUCCAGGUCUUUUCCGUCCUCAUUCCGUGAAGACUGUAGACGUAGCAGAAAUGUUAUUCUAGGAUAUAUACAACAAUUCUGGAGAUAUAUGCAUUUAUUUAGUUUGCAAAAUUAAAUCAAAAAUGUCUCAAAAUGUUUUUUUAAUAUAAUUUUUCUCUCGAAUAUUUUAUUUGUCGCACACCUCUGACAAAUAUCAAUAUUGUGCAAAAAUACCAAUAGCUAAAAAUUUGUACAUCGCAAAAAUAAUCCAAUUGACGGGUUUUAUAUUCCCGCGGAUGAUUGACAGCGGGCGGUGAAGCGGCCAUUACUAAGUUGACUGUGAUAUUUUGAAGUAGAUUGUUGCUUUUGUACAUUUCAUCCUCCUUCAUGUUGAAGGGUUUAUCAGCUGUGGGAAGUCUCCUGAUUUCAUCGCUUCAUUUGUAUUACUUUAUUUGCAUGCCAUCACCAUUUUAGAUGUAUUAUAUUUUUAACUGUAUUCAGUCAUUUGUUGAUUAUUUUCUGUGAUAAUCUAAUAUCUAAUCAAAUAAAUCUAAAUACUCUCA
This is a messenger RNA of Ostrea edulis (European flat oyster), 1601 nucleotides long. RefSeq lists its product as uncharacterized. NCBI's taxonomy places the organism in Eukaryota, Metazoa, Mollusca, Bivalvia, Ostreida, Ostreidae. The record is from RefSeq and is a predicted model, not a curated record. The transcript is spliced from 6 exons. Bases 327 to 1010 code for a protein of 227 amino acids.